Molecule: messenger RNA, 462 nt
Organism: Trichomonas vaginalis G3
Lineage: Eukaryota; Parabasalia; Trichomonadida; Trichomonadidae
Product: protein of unknown function, DUF4106 family
Exons: 1
Source: RefSeq, a predicted model, not a curated record
AUGUCAUUUCCGAAAAAUAGAAGCGUAAGUGUUUCAAAAGGUUUAAUGGCGGUGGCAGAUGUGAAGUUAAAUUCACCAACUCAAACAAACAGUCAAAGUGUUGUUGUCAAUGUUAAAGACAGAGAUGUUGAAGUGGGGAAACCAUACGAAGACGAAGAUGGUAUAACAAUUGUUCCUGUAAAAGAACCAACAUAUCCUGAAGUUAGCAGAGACUUAAGUUCUGUUGCAGAUAUUCGAAACGACUACCAACAACUGAAAGACAAACUUCAAACUCAGGAGAAGAUUUGUCAAGCUUUAGGUAUAAUGUUAAACUUGGUCGAACACAACCCUGUAAAAGUGAACUCAUAUGUCAUUGCACCUCAUGAAGUUUUGAAAGAACUAUUGAAACUUUUGACAGAGGCAGACGAUAUAAACAUCAAAGAAAUAGAACCCGACGUUAGUUGCUGUGGUGUUUCAUAUAAU